Hypoxylon trugodes is the source of this 1432-nucleotide messenger RNA. RefSeq names its product DnaJ-domain-containing protein. The coding region runs from base 382 to 1122 and encodes 246 amino acids. The record is from RefSeq and is a predicted model, not a curated record. The transcript has 3 exons. Lineage: Eukaryota; Fungi; Ascomycota; Sordariomycetes; Xylariales; Hypoxylaceae.
CAGUUUGGGCCACCUGCAGUUUUUCAGGUGGAACCUUGGAACUGGAGCACCUGCGGCCCAAAGGCGGGUCUAAGAAGGAACGGAGCUCACAUAUAGAUUAAGCCACCGUGGCUAGAACAUUUUAAUUGUUUCUUCUUUGGGUAAGUCAUUAUGCUUUAAAGCCACAACUAUGACGUUUCUAUCUUUUUAUUGGUUGCACUCUAUUAUACCCAUCGAUUUAGCUGCUAUAUCGAAUUCCCAACGCAGCCUGAUUCAAGUGACGACGACAAGUUCUUGACCUUAAAAAACCGACGUGGUCCUAUUAUUCCUUUCUUAUCCUUCUUUACCUAUACCCUUUCGACCAAAUACCAAUUUUAUCAAUACACUCCCCGUAUAUCCAAAAUGGCAGACAAGACCCCUCCAGACUACUACAGAAUUCUCGAGGUCUCCGUGACUGCAAGCACGCAGCAAAUUCGGGAUGCUUAUAAACGAGCAGCUCUCAAAACCCACCCUGACAGGGUUUCGGCCGACUCGCCCGAGCGCGCAGCUAGGACACGCAAGUUCCAACUUGUGAACGACGCUUACUAUACACUCUCCGACGCAACCCGGCGGCGAGAAUACGAUGCCCAACGCAGGAUGUACUACGGCAGCGGUAAUAGUAGUAGCGGCGGCGGACGUAGCACGUAUACCGAUCACUUCGACGACCCCGAAGAAUCCGUACCUCCCCAGACCGGGGCCGGAGGGCAGAACCCGUACUCAUGGGCGUGGAACUUCUUCACGGGCGGAAACACGAAUUCCCAGCCGAACGCACGGCGCGAACGGCAAGAGGCAGAAGAUGAACAGUUUGGAGACGUGUUCGAGGAAAUGCUGCGAGAGGAAGGGCUUGCGGAAGAGGGCAGUAAUAGACCUACGUCUAAGUUCUGGAGUAUCCUCGGCGCGGCUAGUGGCAGCGUCAUCGGCUUCAUCGUAGCUAACAUGCCCGGUGCGGUCGCGGGUGCUGUUGCUGGGAAUAGGUUGGGCGCUAUAAGGGACACGAAGGGUAAGAGCGUGUAUGCGGUGUUCCAAGACUUACCGCAGGAUGAUCGUGCGAGGUUGCUAGCGCAGCUUGCUACGAGGGUGUUUAGUCAUGCUGUUGGAAUUUGAUACGUUGGUUAUGAUUAUGGUUUAUGACAUGCUCCUCUUGUUGGAGGUAACAUACGUUCGGGCUCAUCCUUAAUGUUAGAAUUCGUUGCGUGGAGUUCAGGCCUGCGUUUUUAAAGGACUAAGCAAUGGAUGGGGGUACAUACCGUAUCAUAGAGGUUAUCAGACUGGCUAUCGGUGUAAAGGAAAAACACUCUUUGGUAUUUAAUCCAUAUAUGAGAAUGAUAUUAUCAAGAAAUCCAUAUACCAAAAACCCAUGAAGUUAGAUGUACGAUAUAUAAGUGUAAUCGUAGUCAAAGUGUUCUGUGUAUCA